CUCAAGAACGACUCUUGUUCGCCCCACCUUCUUUCCCUUUCUCUCCAAAGUGAAAACCCUUCUACCGAACCAUGUCGUCUUCGUCGUUCACCGGUCCUGCUGGAUGAUUCCUUGCAUUGAUGCUUGUUAAUGGCGGAUUUAUGGUUUCUCCAUCCCUUCUUCCCCACCGAUCUCUCAAUUUCUUAGAUUUUCUACAAGCUGUAACAUUUAGUGAUCCAAGAGUUGGUCGCUGAUGAGGUGCUCUAUUUGCUCUAGAUUUAUGGUUUCAGUUCAUUUCAUGCAAUGACAACUUCUCAGAAUGUUGAGGUGGAAGCUGCCAAGUUUUUGCACAAGCUUAUUCAAGAAUCAAAGGACGAGCCUGCCAAACUCGCAACUAAACUCUAUGUGAUUUGCCAACAUAUGAAAUUAAGUGGGAAGGAGCAGUCACUACCAUACCAAGUGAUAUCUAGGGCCAUGGAAACUGUUAUAGGGCAGCAUGGUCUUGAUAUUAAUGCUCUGAAGGCAUCUCGGGUUUCAUUACCUAGUGGAUCUCAGAUGAUGGAUACCGAUAAACAAUUCUCUUCUGGUGGAAUUGACAUGGCUAGUAAAGGUGUGGCUUUGAACACAUGGCAUUCUGCAUCAAGUAGUCAAGCAAAGGAAGAAGUUUAUGGGAAUGCUUUCCAGAACUAUGGGGUCCCAAAAGAUUCCAAAGUUUUAGAUAUGGCCAGGCAUGAGGGGCUUCUCUCGAAUAGGACAACUGCAGGUUUGCGUAGGGUGGAUAGUAUGGGAACUGAUGUGCAUCAAGUAUCUGUGUCUCAGAAGAGUACACAAUCAUAUGAGCAUGAAAGCCCAGCAAGUGUCCCAAUGGAAGAAUCCAGAUCUGCAAAUUCACAGGAAGGACAUGAUACUGAAAGAUCUGAUAAACAACUGGGAACUAAGGAUCCUAAGAAAACUGGUGGUAAGAGAAAAAGAACAGAUCCUAAAGCUGUGUCUGAUGUUCAAUAUGACAAUCCUCGGUCAUCAGAUUCUCCCAGUUCUGCAUUUAACUCGAGGAAGGGAAGGCAGAUGAGUAAAAGUGGUCUUCAAGGACAAUAUAUGGCUUCUGCCUCCAACCAAGAAGGUGGCAACACUUUUUCUGAAAGAAAUUUGGACAAGACCAAAAAUUCUAAUUCCUUUCCAGUCACACCAAAAUCAAAAACUUCUGAGGAAGGUGAAUUGUGUUCGAGUCAUAUUGCUUUUGCAUCACAAAGGGGUGGCUUACUUCCUUCUAGAUCCAAUAGUAUGAAUUCCACCAAUGUCUGGAAUCAGAAUAAGUUUACUCCAGCUUCAGAAAAUGCCAAAGGUUCCCUUCCUGGUUUUGCAGAAGCUUCUCCUGGUAUUUCUGGUGAAAAUAAAUAUUCUGGGAAUGAAGCAAAACAUAGCACACACUGGGCAGAAAAUAAUAACCCACAGAGUACCAAUUUAGCUGCCAACUAUAAACUUGGUACUAUGAAGAUGAAUGACAGAACACCGGGUGCUUUUAGUUCAUAUACAAUGGCUAGGCCGGGAUGUGCUCCACAAGCAUAUUUUAAUAGUUUGUCAUCAGAGAGUCAGGCUCAUGGUCUGCCUUCCAAAUUGAACAAAGAAAGGAUUUUUGAAACUUCUCUAAAUUCUCAGGCGUUGGAUAAGGGCAAAGAUGCAAUAGGUAUGCCUCUAAGCAUGCAGUUUAUGUCUCCUAAAGCUUUGGCUGAGUCUGACUGUGGGAAAUUUGGUUUUGCAAAUGCUGCUGCAUUUUCUGAUAAAGUCCUGGAAGGUCGCAUGGGUUCAGCCUCUCAUGUGGCAGAUACUUCACCGGCUUAUCUUUCUUCUGGAAAGACCAGUGAAACUCAUGAAAGGGAGAACAAGGAUGCUCUUAGAAGGCCAAGUGGUAAUGAUAAUGGAACUGGAGUUUUGCCCCAGGCUUUUGCUCCUUCAAAUAUGCCAUUUAAGGAACACCACCUGAAGCAGCUCAGAGCGCAAUGCCUUGUAUUUCUAGCAUUCAGAAAUAAUUUGAUUCCCAGGAGAUUACAUCUUGAAAUUGCUCUUGGGGGAUCCUUUCCUAAAGAAGAUAGAGGCGCAGAUGCAUCUUCGAAGGAACCUAUUAACAGCCAUGAUGGUUCUGGCCUGUUGGUUAAACCAAACGAUAAUGCAAGAGCACAACCUGGCUCCUCGUCUGGUGGUAUGGAGACAGACUCUUCAUCGAAGGAGACGGAGAACUCAAAGAAGAAGAUUAGAAGAAGCCCAAAUUCAGAUAGUUUCCUGCUACCUGAAGAAAACAGACAAUUUUCAGCUUUAAAACAGAACUCAUUUUCACAAAUACAUACUCAGGAAAUUGCAGAAUCAUGUGCUGUCUCAGCCACGCCACAGGAGGCUGACACUCUAACCCAUGUUGCGAGAGGGACCUUGGAUAGCCAUCAGCGAAGAGAAGGCUCAGGGCAUACUAUAUUACAAGCUUCAUGGAUGAAUCAGGUCUACUCUCCCUGUUCAGGCUCUAGCAAGCUACUCAAGCCUGAGAAUUCUAAUUCAAUGAACAAAACUUACGUUGACCCUUCGAAGGAACUAGAAACCGCCAGGUUGCAGAGGGAGUCAGUGAUGGAAAAAGCAGAAGAACGUUUUAAUCAACCUCAACUUGCUGGUUAUAACAACCCGGAUGUCAGCAAACUUCAGGACAACUACCAAUCUUUCUUGCCCAUAAAAGAGCAGAAGCAACAAAUUUUGGGAAAAGAAGACACAAUCAAGCACAUCAUGACUAGUUCAAAGAAUGUUGAUAUGUUUUUUACACAUGUUAAUCCAGCUGACAAGAUUUCUGCAGUUCCAGAGUCUAUGGUUUCUAAUAACUUAGUCAGCACUUAUUCUGCUAGUAAUGGGGCAAACGAUCGUAGGGUUUCUGCUAUUCAAAACCAUGAUAUAGAAAAGCAGUCAGGCUCAAAUGAAUUUAAAACCAUGGAUGCCAAAGAUCCACUCAAAUUAUCAGAUUAUUCUAUAGUAGCUGUUGAACAAGAAGACGAUAAUGAACCAGAAAACAUGCCCUUAUCGCCUCCAAAAUACACGACCUCAGAAAAGUGGAUUUUGGAUCGGCAAAAUAGGAGACAUCUUGAAGAGCAAAGAUGGGAGUUAAAGCAAAGGAAAGCAGAGAAAAGAAUAGCAGUGCGCUUCGAAAAGCUUAAGGAUAAGGUGAGUUCAUCGGAAGAUAUUUCUGCGAAAACUAGAAGUGUUAUUGAACUCAAGAAGCUUCAACUUCUUCAACUCCAACGACGUUUGCGCAGUGAAUUUCUGAAUGAUUUUUUCAAGCCUAUUACUUCUGAUAUGGAUCGAUUGAAAUCAACUAAGAAGCAUAGACAUGGAAGGCGGACGAAGCAACUUGAAAAGUUUGAACAAAAGAUGAAGGAAGAGAGGCAGAAGAGGAUACGCGAGAGGCAGAAGGAAUUCUUUAGUGAAAUAGAAUCUCACAAGGAGAAACUGGAGGAUUGCUUCAAAGCUAAGAGAGAACGAUGGAAAGGUUUUAAUAAAUAUGUGAAAGAAUUUCAUAAAAGAAAAGAACGAAUCCAUCGUGAAAAGAUUGACAGGAUUCAACGUGAAAAGAUUAACUUGCUAAAGAACAAUGAUGUCGAAGGUUACUUGAGAAUGGUUCAGGAUGCUAAGUCGGACCGUGUUAAGCAGCUCCUUAAGGAGACUGAGAAAUACCUUCAGAAAUUGAGCUCAAAAUUGCAGGAUGCAAAGGCCAUUGUGAGGCGGUUUGAGAUGGGAGUGGAUGAUGGCCGAGCUGUAAAUAUUGUUGAAAAGAAUGAGGUUGUAAAUGACAAUGAAGAUGAAAGUGACCAGGCUCAGCAUUAUCUGGAAAGCAAUGAAAAAUACUAUAUGAUGGCCCACAGUGUCAAGGAGACCAUAAAUGACCAACCAACUUUACUUCAAGGUGGAAAAUUGCGGGAGUACCAGAUGAAUGGUUUGCGCUGGCUGGUUUCACUUUACAACAAUCAUUUGAAUGGGAUACUUGCGGAUGAAAUGGGUCUUGGCAAAACGGUUCAGGUUAUUGCUCUGUUAUGCUAUCUAAUGGAAACAAAAAAUGAUAGGGGCCCAUUUCUUGUGGUGGUCCCAUCCUCUGUCCUACCAGGAUGGGAAACUGAAAUUAACUUCUGGGCACCUGGUAUAAGCAAAAUAGCAUAUGCUGGUCCACCGGAGGAGAGACGGAGACUGUUUAAAGAACGAAUAGUUCACCAGAAAUUCAAUGUUCUCCUUACAACAUACGAGUACUUGAUGAACAAGCAUGACAGACCGAAACUUAGCAAGAUUCAUUGGCGUUAUAUUAUCAUUGAUGAAGGUCAUCGAAUAAAAAAUGCAUCAUGUAAACUAAAUGCAGACUUGAAGCAUUACCAUAGUUCCCACCGUCUGCUGUUAACUGGAACACCUCUACAGAACAAUCUUGAGGAACUAUGGGCACUUCUUAAUUUCUUAUUGCCUAAUAUUUUUAAUUCAUCAGAAGAUUUCUCGCAAUGGUUUAACAAGCCAUUCGAGAGUAAUGGAGAUAAUUCACCUGAUGAAGCUUUACUAACUGAGGAGGAAAAUCUUUUGAUCAUAAACCGUCUCCACCAAGUUCUUCGACCUUUUGUCCUUCGAAGAUUGAAACAUAAGGUUGAAAAUGAGCUGCCUGAAAAAAUUGAAAGACUAGUACGAUGUGAGGCUUCUGCUUAUCAAAAACUUCUGAUGAAAAGAGUGGAAGAGAAUCUUGGAUGUAUUGGAAACUCAAAGGGUCGAUCUAUACACAACACUGUGAUGGAGUUGCGCAACAUAUGCAAUCACCCAUAUCUCAGCCAGCUUCAUGCUGAGGAGGUUGACAAUCUGAUACCUAAACACUACCUACCUCCAAUUGUGAGAUUGUGUGGGAAGUUAGAGAUGUUGGAUCGAUUACUUCCCAAGCUCAAAGCAACUGAUCAUCGGGUUCUCUUGUUCUCCACAAUGACCAGAUUACUUGAUGUUUUGGAAGAAUACCUUUCGUGGAAACGAUAUAGGUAUCUCCGUUUGGAUGGACACACUUCAGGAAAUGAUCGUGGUGCCCUUAUUGACGAUUUUAAUCGUCCAGGCUCAGAAGCUUUUAUAUUUCUACUGAGCAUUCGAGCAGGUGGUGUUGGAGUAAAUCUUCAAGCUGCUGAUACUGUCAUAAUAUUUGAUACAGAUUGGAACCCGCAGGUAGACCUUCAAGCACAAGCAAGGGCCCAUAGGAUUGGUCAAAAGAAGGAUGUGCUAGUUCUGCGCCUGGAAACGGUUCGCACUGUAGAGGAGCAAGUUAGAGCUGCAGCUGAGCAUAAAUUGGGUGUUGCUAAUCAGAGCAUAACAGCAGGUUUUUUUGAUAAUCACACAAGUGCUGAAGAUCGAAGGGAGUAUUUGGAAGCGCUUCUUAGGGAAUCUAAGAAAGAAGAAGCUGCACCUGUUUUAGAUGAUGACUCUCUCAAUGACCUCUUAGCCCGCAGUGAAUCUGAGAUUGAUGUUUUUGAAUCUGUUGACAAGCAAAGGCGUGACGAUGAGAUGGCCACAUGGCAGAGAAUUAUCCAAGGGACAAAGGAUAUAUCUGAAUCCUUACCCAUGCCUUCUCGUCUUGUGACUGAGGAAGACUUGAAGGCAUUUUAUAAAGCAAUGAUGCUUUACGAACCACCUCAUGUAGGUGCUCAAGUAGGCGCUCAAGUGGGUGUAAAACGGAAAAAUGAACUUGGUGGCCUUGAUACACAACACUACGGAAGGGGUAAACGGGCUCGUGAGGUUCGGUCCUAUGAAGAUCAAUGGACAGAAGAAGAAUUUGAAAAGCUUUGUCAAGUUGACUCCCCUGAAUCAUCUCAAUCAGUAGAAGUGGUGAAGGAAUCCCAACCAGUAGAAGUGGUGAAGGAACUAAAUACAACAGUUGAUCCAGUGGCGCCUAAAUUGGGAGACCCAGAACUUAUGAUGCCUUCAGGAAAAGAUCCAAUUGGUCCAUCUAAAGAACAAUUACAGCCAAGUAAAUAUCCUACACCGGCAAAGCGUGGAAGGGGUAGACCGAAGAGGGCAACAAUAGAUGCUUCACACCUUCCUGCAAAUCCCACUGCAACAUAUGAUACUACCAACAAACCUGAAAUGAUACCUGAGAAUAAAGCCUCUUUUGCCUCAACAAGCAUCUCUGGUGAUCCAGUUCCUACCGAGGUUGCAGUAGCAGCCAGUGCACCUCCCCCUCCACAUGGCCCAACUAUUAUUCGUCAGACCAAAGGGAGGAAGAAAGCUCAAACCGGAGAAACAUCUAGAGGAAGACCCAGGAGACAGAGUGCAUUGACAUCUGCUGGCACAGAGGUACAUAUGAUUUCGGGACUCCUGCAAGGAACACAUGGAAUGCCAAAUAAGCCCACAAGUUCUCUUACACAAGAAAAGGCAAGGGUUGAAAGAAGUUCUGAAAUACCUAACACACUUCCCAUUGCUGAUGAGGCCAACACCAUUUUAGGGUUGCAGAAACCUGCUGGCCUGGCUGUUAAUGCACCCAUUUCAUUGGAGUCAUCUGAUAAAGUCACGAGUGCUCUGCCUGCCAUGGAUAAAAGCUGUAGUGGAAGGGAACUUGGUUCUGAGAGCAAAACACUUUCAACUAGUAGUAAGCAGCUGACCAGUACAACUACUUGCUCUUCAAAAUUAAAAACUGAUGAUUUCAGUGCCAAAACUGAAGUAACUCUGGCUAGUCCUUGUCAAAUAUCUGGGACAUCUCCACCUGCAGGGCCUGUUCUUGCUGAAGAUAUUGAAGGAAGAACUGGGGCAACAAGAUCUGCAAGUACUCUAAUUAGUGAUAAGCAAAAUCUGUCUGACCACAACAAUGGGAGCCUUGCGACAACAUUGCUUGAUGUUGAUUGUACAUCUUGUGCCAAGCAGAGUUAUGGCGCUAAAGAAGACAACAGUGUAAUGGCGGCUCAGGGAAUGCUGCCAAAUAUAGAUGCUCAAUCAUGUGAGAAGCAGAAACAAAUUAGAAAAGUAGUUGAUCCUUCUGUUACAAAUGUGACUAUUCUUCCGAAGUGUGAUGCAUUCAACGCAAGCCCCAUCAAUUUACAAGGUGAUGCAAUACAUGGAAUUCAAAGUGCCAAAUUAGUUGAAAUAUUGGCAUCUCCCGGCCCCCCAUCACAAAUGCCACAUUCUCUUGGAAAAGACUAUGUUGCUACGGCAGCUGUAGUGAGAAAGGCUCCUGAAAAUAAUACUUCCGUUAGGGGGAAAAAAGCUGCUGCUCGUGAACCUAGAAAUCGUGGAAGUUCUGCAACAGCCACUUUAGAACGUCGUGCUCGUAUCGCAGGGCAGAAGCAGGCAGAAGGACGGAAGAAAGUUGAUAAAAGUGGAACCAUUGUUAGUUCUUCAACAGCAUUGAAGCAACAAGAGACUGGCAUCGGAAAGUCCCUGCCUAAUUUAGAAGACAAGUCCACGGUUUCUAGUUCUCCAUCUUUGGAAACUGGCACACUGCGAAGUAACAUUCCUUUUGACAAAGCUGAGCACCUGCCUUCCACAGAUAAGACAUCACGACUGGGUUCCAAACCCAAGAUUCUUGAUGCACAAGACCAGGAAACGUCUUUGGUGAAAAGUGAUGGGUUUUCACUCUCCAUGAAGAAAGCUAUUACAAAACCAGAUGUUUCUGCUCUCCCGCCUAUUGUUGGAGUAAAGGGGAAAGCUGGGUUUGAUGAGGGUCCAUCAGAUCUUGUUUCUGAAUCCCUGCAUCUUAAAGAUCCAUUGCAGAGUAAAGAAGACAAUUUGGUUGCACAGGGUUGUGGGGAAGAUGACUGUUCUAUUCCACCUGGCUUUGAGGCAGUGGAUGCUCAUGAAAGGGCACUUUCUCUUGAAAAGGGAGAAGUAGGGCCAGGACAUUCUUGUGCAAACGAUCUUGGGAGAGGUGAUCCAGUUCUUGUGACAUCUGUUGAUACACCGAUGGUUUUAUCUGCCAGUCAAGAUAAUGAAUAUUCUUUUCCUUCAAUUGUUCAUACUGGCAAUGGGAGCAACCCAGCGUGUGCCACCAUGUUAUCAAAUGUUUGCCUGAAAGAAUCAUCUUCAUCUAUUAUUUGCGCAGAUGCAGGGACUGAGGUAGGUGUAGAAGCAUCCAAGGAAACUGACUCAUGUUCUGCUGCUAAUAUCUCAAGUUUUCAAUCCAUGACUGAAGAUAAAGCUGACAAAGUAGACAGCAAAAACAAUGAAGAGGAAAACAUUGCUGUGGUUAAGAUUGGCGCAGAUGCAUUAGUUCCUUCUCUGUCCGACUCACAUUAUCAUAAUUCUACUGUGUGCGCGGCAGAAAUGAAUGAAAACAACUGUACUGAAGCAGGAUAUGUUUCUUUCUGUCGCGUAACCAAGAGUGAGCUGGAUAAAGAUGGUUAUGCAACUGUAGCUGACCCCAACAAUUUUUCAGAUGCUCCAGUUUACCCUGUAUCAAUCAUAACAGAGGCUCCUAAGACUUCUCUUAAAAUAGCUAUGGAAGAAAGCAGCUCUAUUGGUGUGGCCAACUUCCAGAUUACAGCUUCAGCCAAUAGUACUGCUCAAAAUGCUGAGAACUUACACAGUAGUUCCAUUCAAGGGUCAAAUUGUUCUGAUGUUGCACCUCAAGGGGAAAUCAUUGCUCAGGUUAAUAAUAGUCUGAAAUCUCCCUCUGAUACUCUGUCUAUGAAAGGGAUGGAUGCAUCAUCACAAGAUUUGAAUCAAAGUGGCAUUGACAGCAUGGAUACAUAUGCACAAGGGAAGAAUGAUGAAUUUGUGAACUCUUCCGGUGAUACUCUCCUUAUUGAUGAGAUUGACUCCUCUGCUCGUGAAAAGAAUGAUGAGAAUGUAAACUCUUGCACUAAUACUCCAUUUGCUGGCCAAAUAAAUUCAUCUACAAUCGAAAAGAAUGAGGAAAUUUUUAAUUCUGCAACUGUCACUCCCCCUAUUGGCAAAAUGGAUUCACCUGCCCAGGAAAAGGAUGAUGAUGAUUUGAAGCCUUUCACUGGCACUUCUUUUAUGCCUGCAACUGCAAUGAGUGCCUAUAUAGGUGCUGAAGCUGAAUCUCUUGAUGUUGACAGUGCUACACCUUCAAUCUCUGACAGUGUCAUGCCUAUUACAGUUGAGAUGGGCGGUUCAGCUGCUGAACCUUCUGGUGAAGUGCACAUUUCUGAAGAAGCCCAGGCUAUUUCUGGCAGUGCUGAGCCUGUUGCAAAUGUUUUAGGAAGUUCAGAUCUUACCCCUGAAACUUCAGGUAAACUGCUAGUUUCUGGAGAUGCUCAAGAAGUUUCUGACAUUCCCGAGGGUACUACAGUCGAGGUAGGUGCUUCAGCUGCUAUUCCUGAGCCUUCAUGCCAACUUCAAAUUUCUGAAGAUGCCCAAGUUAUUUCUGAGAAUGCUGUAACUAUUUCAACUGAGUUACACAAUUUAGCUGCUGCUCCUGAAAUGUCUGGGCGAAUUCAAUUUUCUGAAGAUACUCAAGCUAUAUUUGACAGUGCUGACCCUCCUGGUGAAAAUGAGUUCAGCAAUUCAGCUUUUAUUCCUGAAACUUUAGGCCAAAUUCAAGUUUCUGGAGAUUCCAAAGGUAUUUCUGAGAAUGCUGAACCUCUCACAACUGAGGUACACAAUUCAGCUGCUGCUCCUGAAACUUUUGGGCUACUCCAAGUUUCUGAAGAUGCUCAAACCAUUUCUGACAGUGGCGACCCUUCUAUUGAAAAUGAGUUCAGCAAUUCAGCUGCUGCUCUUGAACCUUCAGAUCAACUUCAAAUUUCUGAUGAUGCUAUAGGUAUUAUUGAGUGUGCUGUACCUAUUGCAACUGAGUUACAGAAUUUAGGUGCUGUUCCUGAGACUUCUUGUCUACCCCAAGUUACUGAAGAUGCUCAAGCUAGUUCUGACAUUACUGAGCCUAUGGAAAUUGAGUUCAAUGAUUCAGCUGUUAUUCCUGAGCAUGUAGGCCAACUUCACAUUUCUGAAGAUGCCAAAGGUAUUUCUGAGAGUGCUGAACCUAUUUCAUCUGAGUUACAUGAUGCAGCUGUUUUUGAAACUUCUGACUACCUCCAUGUUUUGGGAGAUGCUAAAGCUCUUUCUGACGGUGCUGAGCAUAUGGAAAUUGAGUUGAGCAAUUCAGCUGCUGUUUCUGACGCUUCAGGCAAAGUCCAAGUUUCUGAAGAUGCUCAAGUUCUUUCUGACAGUGUGGAAGCUUCUAAAGUUGGGGUAGGCAGUUCAGCUUCUGUUUCUGAAUCAGCAGGCCAGCUUCAAGUUUCUGAAGAUGUGAAAGUUAUUUCUGAUGGUUCUGAGCUUGUUGAAAUUGAAGCAAGUAAUUUAGCUUCCGUUCCUGAACCUUCAGGUCACCUCCAAGUUUUUGAAGCUAUUUCUGACAGUGCUGAGCCUUUUCCAAUUGAGUUAGCCAAUGCUGUUCCUGAACCUUCAGGCCAGGUUCUAGCUUCUCCUGAUGCUCAAGUUGUUUCUUGCAGUGGUGAGGCAACUACAAUUGGGGUGGACAGUUUAACUCCCGCUGCUCAUCUUUCAGCCCAACUUCAAGCUUCUGAUGAUGUUCAAGUUGUUUCCGGCAGUGGUGAGGCAAUUGCAAUUGGGGUGAAGAGUUUGGCUGCUGUUCCUCAACAUUCAGCCCAACCUCAAGCCUUUGAUGAUGCUCGAGUUGUCUCUGCUAGUGGUGAGGCAAUUACAAUUGGGGUAGAUAAUUCAGCUGCUGUUCCUCAACCUUCAGCCCAACUUCAAACUUCUGGCGAUGGUCAAUCUAUUUCUGAGAAUGCUGAGCCUAUUACAUUUGAGUCGGGAAAUUCAGCUUCUGUUCCUGAAUCUUCAAGUGAAAUCCAAGUUUCUGAAGAUGUCCAAGCAAUUUCUAAAAAUGCUGAGCCUCUUAAUAGUGAAUCAGGCAGUUUAGCUUCUGUCUCUGAACCUUCGGCUGAACUCCAAGUUUCUGAAUAUGCCCGAGUUAUUUCUGAAAACGCUGAACCUUCUACAAAUGGGUCAGACAAAUUAGGCAAUUCAAGUGCUGUUCCUGAACAUACAAGCCAACUUCAAGUUUCUGAAGAUGCUCAAGUUCAUUCUGACAGUGCUGAGGCAACUGCAAUGGGAGUGGGCAGUUCAGCAGCUUUUCCUGAAACUUCAGCGCAACUUCAAGUCCCUGAAGAUGCUGAGGCGAUUUCUGACAAUUCCAAGCCUGCUGCAACUGAGUUAGGCAGUUCAUCUGGUGUUCCUGAACCUUCAGACAAAAUUCAAGUUUCUGAAAAUGCUAAAGCUAUUUCUGUUAGCGCUGAGCCCAUCACGAUGGAAUUGGGCAGUUUAGCUACUAUUUCUGAACCUUCAGGCGAGGCCCAAGUUUCUGAUGAUGCUCAAGCUAUUUCUGACAGUGCCAAGCCCAUUCCAAUUGACGCAAGUAGUUCUGCACCUAUCCCUCGAUCUUCUAACCAACUUCCAGUUUUUGAAGGUGCACAAGCUCCAGAUGUCAGCUCUGAGGAUUGCAACAAAUCACAAGAACUGGAGGUGAAGAAAGGGAGUGAGGGAUUUGCACAAGUUCCUGUCACUGAUUCUCCGAAUGCAAUCACUAGUGAAACUCCUGCCAUGGAAGGCAAUACCAAGGAAGACAUGACAGUUACAGCCAAUGAAUCAACCUUGGAAAAGGAAUGUUCAUCUGAUCCAGUUGUUCAGCAAGUGAAGGAUGAUUCAUCUGCAAAUGUCGACCCACCUCGUUCUUCAUCAGAAGAGAAAGUCUAAAUGGUUGGCACUGUAUAGAAGGUUCUGAUUACAUGAAGCGGAAAGUGUAAAUUAGUAGCGCAAACGACUGUGACUUAUAUUUACAUAAAUAUAUUAUAUAUUUUCAUUUGAUUAAAGUA
Dioscorea cayenensis subsp. rotundata (Guinea yam) is the source of this 11798-nucleotide messenger RNA. RefSeq lists its product as uncharacterized. The record is from RefSeq and is a predicted model, not a curated record. Gene Ontology annotation, molecular function: ATP-dependent chromatin remodeler activity; ATP binding; DNA binding. Lineage: Eukaryota; Viridiplantae; Streptophyta; Magnoliopsida; Dioscoreales; Dioscoreaceae. Gene Ontology annotation, cellular component: nucleus. Bases 283 to 11679 code for a protein of 3798 amino acids. Gene Ontology annotation, biological process: positive regulation of transcription by RNA polymerase II. The transcript is spliced from 31 exons.